ACAUGCACUGAACAUGGCCAGUUUACUCGAGAAAUCGGCAAAAGCCGAUGUGUCAUGUAAUUUUUGGGGCCAGGGCGUGAUUAAAAUAAAAAAAAACUUUUCCACACAAUUUCUUCUUCUGCUCUCUGUGUUUAUUGAUUAACAAAACAGAAAAAAAGUUUUGUUUGGCUUGAAAUUUGAUCAAGUGCGAAAAAAUAUGAAUACAAUUUAAUACAACUUUAAUUAGCCCCAAAAAAAAAAACUUGAAAGUGUUUAUUUUUCUUUUUUUGCAUUUCUUCUCUGAACUCAACUCAAAGCCAUUAAAAAAAACCAAGACGUGAAUAGAAGAGUGAACGAACAACUCUACUUCUACCCAAAGUGCAAAAAACAUCGAUAAAAUAUGGCCUUUUUUUAGAAAGCUAAUAAUUUUUUUGAAGAUAAUAAUCAAUGAGAAUGGAAGUCAGCAGUAAUAAUCACCUGCAGAGCACUUCAUUGAUACUACCGCAGCAGCAGCCACAACAACAACAGCAAACACAACAACCACAACAACAACAAACUAAUAGCUGUAGUAUAACAUCUCUAAGUCGCAGUAACAGUCCGGCCAGCUCAAAUUCAGAAAUUGAAAAAGAGUUUCAAGAUUUAGACUUGAAUAGUUCAGGUAUUGCAAGUAAUAAAAGCAAUGGUACAUCAAGUGGUGGUAGUACAACGAACAGCAUUAUAAAUAGUACAGCUGGUGUAAAGAAACGCAUCUCAAGUAGUCGAACACCAACUAGAAAAGCACGAAGAAUAAAAUUCUAUCGUAAUGGGGAUCGUUUUUAUCCUGGCAUAACCAUUCCAGUUUCAAAUGAACGUUACAGAUCAUUUGAAAGCUUAGCAGAAGACUUAACUAGACUUUUAGAAGAUAAUGUGAAAAUUCCUGGAGCAGUACGAACUAUUUAUACAUUAAGUGGGAAAAAAAUAUCAAACCUUGACGAAUUUGAAGAUGGCCAAAGUUAUGUAUGUUCCUGUAACAAUGAACAUUUCAAGAAGAUCGAGUACAGCUCCCAACAGAUCGUUAACAAUAUUCAAAAUAAGGCCAAUAAUCGUCUGUCGAAAAUUUAUCGGCCAUCGUCACCACUUAAAAAUGGUACAAACGGCAGCCCCAUUCUAAAAGCAAGCGAACGUGAUAUGGUGGUACAUCCGCGCAUUGUGACUCUUAUUCGCAAUGGAACGAAGCCACGAAAGAUUAUGAGACUUUUGUUGAAUAAACGUAACAGUCCCAGCUUUGAUCAUGUGUUAAUUGCCAUUACACAAAAAGUAAGGCUUGACACUGGAUGCGUACGAAAGGUCUUUACCGUAACUGGAACACCUGUUCUCCAGCUGGCCGAUUUCUUCGCUCAUGACUAUGUUUUCCUUGCCUACGGUACCGAACGUGUCAGUCAGGAUGACUUCAAAUUAGAGGCUGAAGAAAAUAAAGUUAUCAGUCAAAAUGCUAAGACAUUGCGUAAUGGCACUGCGUGUAAGGGCCCAAAGCCAAAGAUGCCAGUUAAAAGCAAAAAUAUGUACAUUACCACAUACGAAUGUGUGGAAGAGACACUAAAUGACAGUGGAAUUGCAGCACAAGAUCUUCCUGCUGAAAUCAGAGAACGAUAUGCUCUGGGCAAUGUUAUUGGUGAUGGAAAUUUUGCAAUUGUACUUAAAAUUAAAGACCGACAAACUUCGAAGCCUUACGCCCUCAAGGUAAUUGAUAAGAGUAAAUGCAAGGGCAAGAAACACUACAUCGAUGCUGAAGUGAGAGUAAUGAAGAAAUUAAAUCAUCCUCAUAUUAUCUCUUUGAUAAUGGACGUUGAUCAGCCAAGUAUAAUGUACUUGGUAUUGGAGUAUGUGAGUGGUGGUGAUCUUUUUGAUGCAAUAACACGAGUGACAAGAUUCUCGGAAGAACAAUCGAGGGUAAUGAUUAAGCAUUUAGCCGCAGCAAUGGCGUAUUUACAUUCCAUGAGCAUAGUACAUAGAGACAUUAAACCAGAAAAUUUACUGGUUGAACUCGACGACAAAGGACACGUUGUUGAGCUUAAACUAGCUGACUUUGGUCUAGCUUGCGAGGUAACCGAACCUCUUUUUGCCGUAUGCGGUACACCGACAUAUGUAGCACCAGAAAUUCUUAUGGAAACCGGUUAUGGUUUAAAGAUUGAUGUAUGGGCAGCUGGUAUUAUACUUUACAUUUUACUUUGUGGUUUUCCACCAUUUGUGUCGCCCGACAAUCAGCAGGAACCACUUUUCGAUGCAAUCAUAUCAGGUGUGUACGAGUUUCCAGAACCAUACUGGUCUGAUAUUGGCGAUGGUGUACGCGAUUUGAUUGCCAAUAUGCUUCAAUCCGAUCCCGAUGUUAGAUUCACCAGCGAGGAUAUACUAGAUCACUAUUGGACUCUUGGUGAAAACUUCGAUUAUAGAUGAAUCAUGAUUCCACACAAUACACAUAUUAAUUAUUAUUAUUAUUAUAUUCAGCUAUCUUUUAUUACUAUUAUAAUUAUUAUUUAUACAUAAAUUAUCAUUUUUUUUUUUUUUAACAAAUUGCUAUUUCAAUUUAAUUUAAUUAAAUUUUUUCUUAUAUAUUCUCCUUUUAUGGAAAAAACAAUUUGUCUAUUUUUUAAUUUUAUUAUUAUUUUUUUAAAUUUUUAAAUUUUUCAUUUGCGCAAAAAUAAAUUUAAAAAAUAUGUAUUUGUAUUUUUUGUAGUCCAAGCUAAAUCUUCUGUUGAAAAGCGAUUUUAAUUAAUAUUUAAUUCAGCAAAAGGUUCAAAAAUAUUUUAUAUAGCAUUUAUUUUUUAGAUUUAUUUGCUUAUUUUAAAAAUUUAUUUAACCAGCUUUUAAGAAAAAAAAAAGAAAGAAAUGAAAUGAUAUCAAUACGUCAACAAUCGUAUUUUUUUUAGAAUUGAAAAAAAAAAAAAAUAUAAGGAAAAGAUUAUUAUUUUGUCAAGCUAUAAUGUGGCAUAGCCGAAUACCAAUUAUUUGUCUUGUUUAUUCGAAAUAGUUUCUGAAUGGAAGACGAUUAAAAGUAUAAUAAAAUCAUUGCCUUAAAUAAUCAUAGCAACAAUCAAGUGUUGUUUUUUAAUAAACAAUUUUAUUCUCCAACGAACUUAAUAAGCGGAUUAAAACAUAUAUCAAAAAAAGUGUACAUGAGAAUUGAAUGAUAUAAUUUAUGAUGAUUGAUGAUAUUUAUUUAUACAUAUUUUUUUAUAGAAAGACCUAUUGUUAGUUUUAGUUUAUUAUUUUAGAAAAUAUUUCCGCACCAACACAAAACUUUUUGUCAAGCUGCAAUUUAGUUGUAGUAAGUUGGUUGGUUUGAUUCCUUAAUGAAGAAUCAAAUUGUAGAGGAUCUGAAAAAAAUUGUGACGCCAGCAAAGAAGUUUUGAUGCAUUAUUGAAAAAGGAAGCUUAUAAGCCUUCAACCAACAACCACCUACUUUUAAAGAUUGGAUAAGUGUAGCUGAUAAAAGAUUUGAUAGAGUGUUUUAAUACAAAUACAACCAAUAUGAAAGGAAUUCAAAAUUAGAGUCAUAAUGAGAUUGAAUAAAAAUCAAUUAAAUGAUUUUUUAAACCAGAACAGUGUGAAAAACCUCAACAGUAAAUCUACACUUAUUUCUUCUUUCUUGCUGCUCGAUGAAAAGUUUGUGCAGCAGAUUUUACACAUAUUCCUUCCACACCCUCUUCGAUAAUAUGCUAUUUUAUAUAUGAUGGCGAACCAAUAUGGCUCACAGCGUAUUCUUGACUUUUACUGUAACCUUAUUUAAUAAUUCACUUUGAUAUAAUUUUAAAUUUUCAUUUUUAGAAAUUGUAAAAAAAAAACUCAUUAACAGAAAUACAAAGUUGCUUCUUUCAA
Messenger RNA from Episyrphus balteatus (marmalade hoverfly), 3834 nucleotides. RefSeq names its product serine/threonine-protein kinase GL21140. Gene Ontology annotation, molecular function: ATP binding; protein kinase activity. NCBI's taxonomy places the organism in Eukaryota, Metazoa, Arthropoda, Insecta, Diptera, Syrphidae. Gene Ontology annotation, biological process: intracellular signal transduction; protein phosphorylation. The transcript has 9 exons. The record is from RefSeq and is a predicted model, not a curated record. Bases 427 to 2412 code for a protein of 661 amino acids.